AUGGAAAAAGAAAAGUCACCAAAAAGAUCGGACUUGCAAGGAAUACGUGGUAUCGCUAUAAUUGUAGUACUUGGCUUCCACUUUUUCCCGGAUGCAUUUCCAAAUGGAUAUCUCGGAGUUGAUCAAUUCUUUGUUCUAUCCGGAUUUCUAAUGUGCAUGCUGCUCAAACGUGCUGAAAAUCAGUCAUUAAUUUCUCUAGUCAGUACAUUUUACGUCAAAAGAUUCAAGCGAAUCCUUCCACUUUAUCUGCUUGUCAUCUUGCUUUCUAUGGUUGCUCUGUAUAAUUUCUUCCCUGAGACCACUGUUGAAAGUAACAAAAAGUCGGCGAUGGGUGCACUACUAUUUGUGUCGAACAGACCUAAAACUGCACAGGAGGAUUAUUUUCAAAUGCUUUUCUCCGCCGUCGACAUCUUCACUCACACCUGGUCGUUAUCAUUGGAGAUUCAGUUUUACUUCUUGGUUCCAUUCAUCUACAUUUUUGGAACUAAAAUAGCAAAGAAGUUUCACAAUGUGUAUUAUGGAAUUUUAGGUCUCUCCUCUCUCGUAUUUUACUACUCAUCUCCCCCGACUGUGGCGUUCAAUAACAUGUUUGCAAGGGUCUGGCAGUUUUUGAUAGGCAUGAUCGUCUAUCGGAUGGGACACGACAAAAAGAUCACUACUAAAAGUUUGAAAAUUUUCCAAGAGGACUACACGCCUGGAGAAGAAAGACGUCAGAGAUUUAUGUGCAAUACAGCAUUGAUAUUUCUUCUCAUCAUAACCAUGUUCCCCUUUUUGCUAUCAUCUUAUAUUUUUAGACCCCUAAUCACACUUGGUACUGGCCUACUAAUGCUUGUUUCUUCCAACAAUGUAUUGUUAUCGGUAAAAGGAUUGACUUAUAUUGGAGAUAUAUCAUACUCCCUUUAUCUAAUCCAUUGGCCAAUUUAUGCAUAUUGGAAGCUGACGUGUGAUGGAGAUUCAUACUUACUAAUCAGUGCUCUGGUUGCGUCUUGUAUUCUUGCUGUAAUCACAUUUGAAACUUUCGAGAAGUGGUACCUAAAACUUCCAAAUGCUCAAAUGGUCGCACUGAUCUCCAUUUUAUUUAGUCUAAACUUAAUCAUCAUUGAUAAGGAUGCAAUGUAUGUGCAAUCAGGUCAUAGGAACAACUCCGAUCCGGAUUUUGUCUCCAGCGAAAUGACUAUUGAUGAUGCAUUGAAGCUCAACUAUAGAUGGAGUAUCAAUGAUCACAGUAACUUGGAUUCUCCCACGUGUAUUUUUGACUCAAGUUCCAAUCAGAAUAUGUGGUGUCGACAUUCGGGUCUUUCUAAAACCGGUCUAUACAAGAUGGCUAUAAUUGGGAAUAGCUGGACCGCAAAUCACGCUAAAAUGUUCUAUGAAGAAUGUGGAGGAAAUGCGAAAAGCAUCUUACAAGGCGCCGCAUUUGGCUGUGAAGCUCUAUAUCCUAGCAUGAAAAAGCCAGAAUGUAUGGACAAUUUUACGCAAUUUGCGGAGCAUCUGGCCGACGAACAACCGGAUUAUGGAUUUAUUUUCACACGACACAUGACAAUUGGAGACCCGUUAUCUCAGGAACCGGAAAGUUUCGAUGAAGAUCCUAUUUAUCAAAUUAUGAAAGCUCAGAUGUUUAAAUUUGUCUCGAAUAUCAAACAUAAGCUUUACAUUCUUGAUGCAAUUCCAAGGGUUCAAGUAGGUGUCGCAUCGAGAGUGGCAACGAUGAUGAAAGAAGGUAGCAGCCCAAAAAGUAUUGAUAACGCCUUGGUGGACACAAAGGGCUACGAGUUGGCAAGAAAACGACAUGCACAACUCGUGGAAGACUGCAACGGAAAAUGUGUUCUCGUUGAUUAUGCUCCAGAGUUUUACAAUCACUCCAGUGGAACUUUCCGAUAUUUCGACAGGAAUGGGUUUUCUUACAUGACGUUCGGCAAUCACCUCUCACCGUACGGAGUUGAACGGAUUCGGCACAUCUGGACACGGAUUUGCUCAAAUCUUGGAUAA
Molecule: messenger RNA, 1989 nt
Organism: Caenorhabditis elegans
Lineage: Eukaryota; Metazoa; Nematoda; Chromadorea; Rhabditida; Rhabditidae
Gene: oac-11
Product: Acyl_transf_3 domain-containing protein
Exons: 10
Coding region: 1-1989 (662 amino acids)
Molecular function (GO): acyltransferase activity, transferring groups other than amino-acyl groups
Source: RefSeq, marked reviewed